GAGUGCAUCAAACCACAUUCAUCCACCAUUCGAAACAACUUGGUCAUACACCAAUCCAAAUAACGAAAAUGAACUCAUCAAUUAUCCUGAUUCUGGGCGUGAUGGCUGCAGUGGCAAAGGGUCAACUGUAUUCCCAUGUGAUAACCGUUGGGGCAGGUCAUGGUUUCGCAAGUCCGGGUGUGGUUUACAACCCGGCGGCCGCGGACCCCAGGCAUUUGGCCCAUAAAGCGGUCGUCGAGAAUGCCGCCGUCGAGGCGCAACUCCCCCAUGAACUAAUCAAUCCGUUCUACAAGAAUCCCAGGAUCGCUGCCGGUUUGGCCAAGGAGUCCUGGUUUGGCGAUAAGGAAUUCCCGGUCUUCAACAGGCAAGCGGACAAGAUUCCCAGGGAGGAGAUCGCCAAAAUUGUACGCAGGAUCCAACACCAGAGGAGAUGAACGGUGAAUCUUCAGCAAUUUUAUUAAAAAAAAGGACAAAGUGAUUCCUACAGGAUUCAGUGAUAAUGGACGAUGACGAAUUAGAUUUAAUCCUUCUUCGUCCAUUGACAUAAUUUUCUGUUCUCUUACUUUUGUUUUCUUCAACAUACUACGUUUGUUUCCCCCCUUCGUUGUUGUACAUAAAUAAACGCCAUAUUAUAUAAUAUUUAUUCUAGAUCUG
Molecule: messenger RNA, 654 nt
Organism: Nicrophorus vespilloides
Lineage: Eukaryota; Metazoa; Arthropoda; Insecta; Coleoptera; Silphidae
Exons: 2
Coding region: 69-434 (121 amino acids)
Source: RefSeq, a predicted model, not a curated record